Messenger RNA from Danaus plexippus (monarch butterfly), 7049 nucleotides. RefSeq names its product GRB10-interacting GYF protein 2-like (gene Gyf). The transcript has 28 exons. Gene Ontology annotation, molecular function: protein binding. The record is from RefSeq and is a predicted model, not a curated record. Lineage: Eukaryota; Metazoa; Arthropoda; Insecta; Lepidoptera; Nymphalidae. The coding region runs from base 169 to 4938 and encodes 1589 amino acids.
CGUUGACGUUCUUCUUCAAUACACUUUGGUCGGCCAUAUUUCCCUGUCGCCGUGCGUGGUGCGUGUGUCUAUUAUUGAAAUUGAAUCACAUCUCUAGACCUUUGUCGCCGCUACCUCCAGCGCGGACCGUCAAUCUCUACUGUAACACUACAUAACAUAACAUAGACAAUGGGCGAUCGUAACAAUCCUAUUAAGUUCGGCCCCGAGUGGCUGCGUAAUUUGGCACGCGAGCGUACUGCUGGGAGGGCAACUACAGCACAGACCACAAGGCCCGGGGCCGCGGGCGGCAGCAGGCCUGCCGGCUCCCAGGGGGCCGGCUCGACGUGCACAGGCUCCCCGGGGGCCGGCCCCUCUACCGCCACGGGAGUAUCGAGUUCGGGCCCCGUCGGGGCCUCGCUGACUUCAGGACCCGCGUCGUCCGCCGCAGCUUCCAGCACGACCGCAGUCGCCGGAGCCUCAGGCACAAACUCAAGAAAUACAAACACUAACCAUCAGAAGAUUCAGCUCGCUAAGCUAAGAUACGGCAGGGAGGAGAUGCUGGCAUUGUACGACAGGAACGCGGAGGCUCCAGAGGAAUUGAAAUACUUUGACUUGUUGUACCAGCCGCGGGGGAAACCGCCUGUUGCUCUCAACACAUACGACGAUGAUACGCGGGAGGCGCGCGGCCCGGGGGCGGGGGCGGAGCGCUACGGCGCGGGCCGAGGACGAGGAGCUCCGGUAGAAGCGCGCGGUCGCUCGCGGAUGCCGUUCGUGAGGCACGCUUCCACGGUCUCCACUGGCAGGGGGGCAACAUCAUUGCAUUCCGGUAUUCCCCGAAUGCCAGGGUAUAGCGGUGGGCUCGAUGAGGAGGGCCCCAGUAGACCUUGGAGUAGCAGCAAUAACAGCGGUUCACCCAGAACUGAUCAAGGCGAUUGGACGACUAAUAAAAUGUUUCGCAGGCGACAAGCAAAUAAUACUAAUUGGAGGCAAACGUCUCGCGACGAAGGAGACGAGUGGCGUCAGGAGAAUUCCAGACCUCCCAAUCGUUCUAGUGUCGAUAAAUGGGGUUUUAAUUCAGACCGUGAUUGGAGCGACCGGCCGUCCGGGGAGAGGCCGCAGUCCUGGGCUCCCAGCCGGCGACAGUGGCCCGGUGACUCCAACAACGACGACAACUUGCCAGAGUGGGCGGUGGACAGUGCGGAGGCUGGUGCUGGUACCUUCGACUCCUCGGGAGCCUUCCACGGGUAUAGCAAUGACGAUACAAACAUACCUAAGUCACAGGAGUCCACUUACCCGUUGACUCGGUCGCAUACACACGGUGGUAGUAUUGCGCGCUCUAAAACUGUGGAAGAAGGCUCUGAAGAGUGGUGGGCUUCAGAGAAAGCCAAGAAGCUAUCACCGAAAAGGUUUGAGGCUGGCGAUAGUAGAUAUAAAAAGUCUUUGAGUACUGGAACAGACGAAGUCAGCGGUGGAGCGGUAAGUGUCAAACGGACCGAUAACACGGAGAAGACUAACGAUCUAGAGUCGUCGGAGAGUGUAGACACGCCGGAACCGGAAGCGGACGCCAGUAACGCACAGGCAACUACUGACGAGCAGAAACAAAAUGAUUUGAGACAAAAGCUCUCGGAUAGUAAGACAUUUGACGCGUUUAUGAGAUCAGAUAUAGAAUACCCUGAACCCAACGAAGACAAAGGAAACUUCCAGUCCGUCAUGAUCAAUUCCAACAACGGCUUGCGGCAGAAACAUCAGAAUAUAGUGACGGUGAGCAACGAGACCGCCAUGAGCCGGCAACAGAUGAACGCCACCGGCCUGUUGCAGAUGCUGCACGGCAGGCAAAUGGGCGAUCAGAACCCUGAAGAGGAAACUUCUAAAACCAACGAGGAAAAGAUCGUUGAAGAUCUUAUGGACAUGACUUUGGAGGACGGUCGCAUGCGUCCUAAUCCAGCGCACCAACCCGGUGUCAUCGCAUCAGGAAUGAUUAAUCAAAGCCAGUUGCUACGUAUUGCCAGCCCCGCGGUGCCGCAGCAAGGGAUGGUUCUUAAUGCGGGACAAGGGAUACAGAAUGUUGGCAUCCCCAACCAGGCGCUCAACUCUUCGCUAGGACUGAAUAUGGGUCCAGGAAAUGCUCACAGCUUGCCCAUGCAAGGAUUGCUACCACCAGUGAUGAAUACUCUGAAUCCCGCUAUGGGCACGGCCAUGCAAGCCCGCGUUAUUGGAGCGUUCCAACAGAACGCCGGACUGCCGGUAAUGCCAAGUCCUAACGUCGCUAAUAAUUCUCUAUUCAUGGGACAAAAUAACUCUCAGCAACUACCAAGCGGUGAUAUGCAGAUAUCGACACACACGGCUCAGAGCAACCUGUUCCCGAUGCACGGGAUGCAACAUGGCAACCCCGGAUUCAGCUCUAUCUACGGCAACAUUAUGCCGCCGACAAAUAUGGGGGGCAACAUGUCGACUAACAUCGGUGCUAAUAUGCCAAACAGUCUCGGCCCCAAUAUGAAUACCAAUAUGGCUGGGAAUAUUGGGAGCAACAUCGCCGCCAAUAUGGGUAACAACAUUGGCGGGAACAUUGGCGCAAACAUUAGCGGGAACAUAGGCGGAAACAUCGGCGGAAAUAUUGCCGGUAAUAUAGGUGGAAAUAUUGGUGCCAACAUUGCUGGAAACAUUGGAAGUAAUAUAAUUGGCAACAUUGGCGGCGCCAUUGGUGGGACGAUUGGCGGUAACCUCGGUGGUAACAUUGGAACCAACCUCAACGCUAGCAUUGGUGGUAACAUCGGUGGUAACAUAGGCACCAACAUGGCCGAUCAGUGGUAUUAUGAAGACCCCAAAAAAGUAGUCCAGGGUCCAUUCUCGUCUAAGGAGAUGUACAGCUGGUAUAGGGCGGGUUUCUUUAGCCCCAGCCUGAUGGUGCGUAGGGCCUGCGAAACUCAUAUGCGUCCGUUAGGCUCGUACGGGCCCGUGGUACCGUUCGCGCAAGUGGAGGUACUUCCGCCAUAUCCGAUUACUGGAUUCGAACCCCGACCCCAAAAUCAUGAAAUGCUAAAUCAGCAGCCGGCUCUCACUAUGGAAGAGCAACCGAAUAUGCUUAAUAGGAAUCGUAUUGAACCGCCGCGGUACAGGAUCCCGCCACCACGCUUUCACCCCCGUCAGAUGGAGUCGCUGUGGGGUCAGCCGGCUACCAAUCAAGAUUUGUUGUGGAUGCAGCAGAUGCCUCGCGAUCGCGGCAACAAUCUGCCGAUGUUCUUCUGGGAUCAGCCAUCCUCCGCUAUAUCUUCCAAUGCCUUAUUGCCCGAGGAGAUAGCUAAGGAGAUGAAAACAGAGGAUCAGAUCCUCGCACAGCUCCGGGCCUCCCAGAACCUCCCCAACCCGGCACCCUUUCUGAACGAUACCCCCAGCUCAAGCUCCACAGCUUUGAGUGAAGAGUCUUAUACCACGAACGUCAGCUCGACACCGGAUCUCAAACAGCUGCAAAAGUUGAUGAUAAGCGAAAAACUCGCUCCUCAACCAAGGGAUAUCAAAGCUUCUAGCGUAGAGCGAGAGGCUAAACCUGAGAAACCAAAUAAGAAGGAUCAGAACACGACUGAGACCAUUGCUGCUAAGACCCAGCCUACAAAGGCCGAAUCAAAGGCUGCCAAGCAAUCCAAGAACGAGAAUGAAAAGGCCAAAAACAAAGAGACUACCACAAAGAGUAAGAAACAAAAGGCCAAAGAAGAAAAGAAAGAGGAAGAGAACAAAGUCAAAGAGGAUGACAAAGAAAAAACGACACAUGAAAUUUCACCGACUAAAGGCAAGAAGGAAGACAAAAUGAAUAGGAAGGAAUUAGAAAAAGAGAAGAAGGAAUGGAUCAAGGAAGGAUUCACUAUUGUGAAGGGCCCUGAGAAGGAAAGCAAAAAGGAAAAUAAGAAAAAACUAGAAGAAGCCAAGGCCGCUGAAGAAGCUGAACGCAAAAAGAAAGACGAGGAGAAGUCAGUGACCGAAGAAGAUAAAAAGAAGAAAACUGUAGAAUCAAAAAAGCAGCAGGAGCAUCCACAACGGAACAUAGAGACAAAGAAGGCGCCCUGGUCGGCACCACAGAUAGGACAGUUGCGUGACGGACUACCGCUGGGAGAGAUUCAGCGUUUGGAGAGAGAAAAGAAAUUAGAGCAGAUCAGAGAACAGCAGCACAUGGUACAACUGCUCGCGCAGGAGCAGGCUGCCGUCGCCGCCAGGGAACAGGUUAUCAAUGAGAUGCAGGCGAAUAAUCCGCCGUGGACCAAGAAGAAAAUUGACCGCCCCAACAACGGAACCAGCCAGAGCUUUGCUGAUAUUCAGGCGGAGACACGUCGCCAAGGAACGGCUUCCGCUCAUCCUCCACCGAUGCCAGUGGAGGAUACUCUGACGACCAGCAGUCAGGCGCCAUGGGCCAAUACCCAGAACGGAGCAGAUGUGUUGAACACAGGAGGAUUCUGGGAUACACAGCCGAAUACGUCGAAAGCUGCUGAGAAAGCGAGGGACAAUAGACCCGAGACCAGCAAGAAGAAGAAACCAGCGGUCGCCGCGUCGCCAAAGAAGGAGAGCUCUCCGUGUGCUGAAUUUGACACUUGGUCCCAAUCAGCGCUCGCUUCCUGGAGCUCCAAGAUUGAUGUGCCAACAUUCGUCGGCUUUCUGAAGGACAUCGAAUCGCCCUACGAGGUGAAGGACUACGUUAAAUGCUACUUGGGCGAGUCCAAGGACUCCAGCGACUUUGCGAGGCAGUUCCUCGAGAAACGAUCUAAACUACUCCGUGUUGGGAUGGUGACCCCCUCCGAUGAUCUCUGCUCACCAGCUAUGGCUGUCAAUCCGCGAGCCGCACUCGACUACCAGGAGGGGAAAGGCAAAAAAUCAAAGAAGAACAAGAUGUUAAAGGUGGACGCGCGUAUACUGGGCUUCUCCGUGACAGCCUCCGAGGAUAGGAUCAACGUGGGGGAUAUCGACACCGUUUGAGAUCAAGCCUGCCGCGGACCGAACGCAGCCCGCAAAAGAAAAAAACGACUCACCAAAGCACAACUACGAGCGCGCGCAUGCAUCAACAAAACAACACCACCCAAGCGCCGCAACCGGAACAAGAAACAGUAAUCCCCACCCACCGCUAACCUCCACGAACCCCCACUAACCCCAAACGCCCCCAAUCAUCCCCAACUACCCGCAAUUCGUAAAGCAACAUCUCAUCUCGCGCACCGCCCAAGCGCGUAUAUUAACUGUGGAUUAUAUAUAAGCUAUACAACGUACGUGACAUAAACCUAUCAACAAAAACCCCUGGACAUAACGACAGGCCUUCACACGGGCUGCGACACGGAGCUGACUCAUGCGACAUGAACAACGCUCAUUGGACAGACGGACACGCGAACACCGACAGUAUCGACGUAUCGCGAGGUUCCGUGAAGCGAAUACUUUGAGAGCUGUCGUUGUUCUUGAUGGCUAUAAUACGUUAGGGCGGGUCUGGUGACCAGCCUGCGCCCUCUGCCGGAUCGAUCAAUGUUAUAUAGAGCUAGUAGCGUCGGUGUCCAAUCAGUAUCAAUGUUAAUUAUAGUGUAGUUUUAACGUAGAUCUAUUUAGUGACUUUGCCAUUUAUAAGAUUUGCCAUUGGAUGUUCCCUCGUCGGAUCCUUCGCCUUCCUCCGACCUGACUCGCUCCUAUAGCGUGAUCAUUCUUUAAUGACCAUUCGUCGCUCGUAUGGAAACUAGAGUUUUAACUUAUAUGAACAAGAUGGCCGUUGCAUUUUGAAAACCACAAACAGUCGUCACUCGGCACAGUGAACGCUAUCCCAUAUAUUAUAUAGAUGUUUUUCCUAAUGAUAUUUAAUGUUAUAGUGAUUGUUUGUUUGCAUGCAUGCAUAUAUAUGUAACCAACUUCAGUGUCAACAAUAUUCGUCUAGUCUAUCAAAUUAGUGAGCCUCUUAACGUAACGGAAUACUCCUGAUGUUAAGUCGUUUUGGUGUGCGGUCUUUAUAUCAACUAUUCGCCAGAUACAAAACUCCUUUCAUAUUAUGCGAGUUGUUAUGAUACAGCGCAGUACAUACGAUAUAGUUGUUUUUAAUCUGUAGCCUGUAACUAAUGUACAUUUAUAAGUAUUUUGUUAGUUGUUUAUGUAUAUCUAACGUUCAAUCGUUUGUAUAUAAAUAUGUUUUUAUAUUGAUAUUAUUUUGUAAAGAAUUUAUUAAUAUUUUUUCUGGUCUGCGACGGUUUUUAUUUAACUUAAGUUCACGUGAAUGCUAACGUUCCGCUGCACAGCCUCCCGGAGGCAGGCUGCUUUAGACAGGUCCCGUAGUUUCCACUCUGUUGCAAUAUUUAUAUGAUGUGUGUAAUAUAAGCGCCGCCCGGCCGACCGCAGCGAUGUGCGUAAUAUAUUAUUAUUAUUAUUAAACAACAAUUAAUAAUUUUAAGAGUUUGUCCUUUUGUAAAUGAUUUGUUUUAGAAUCGUUAUUAUCUAUGGAUGGUUUGGCUUCUAGACUGUACUGAAUUAAAUUCGAGAUCAAAUGUAUUUUCUUUUUAUUAUUAUUAUUAUUGAUGUAAUAAUGUCAUGUAACUCGUCGGUCGCCGUCUCGUCUCGUAUCUUGGAUUCGUCUUUCCUGGUCUAACUUGUUUUAACUCUGUGGUAAUAUAUUCUUGUAUCAAUAGUGUGAGCCGUUUUUAUGAAUGUAUCUCUGAUAUUCUUAGUCGUUAGUGUUGUACGAUGUAGUUUCAGCAAUCUAUGGAUGUGUCGUUACAUUUUUAAUGUUAUAAUAUUAUACUAUAUGUAAUCACAAUAGUUUAAAUGUUUUUUGGAAAUCUAUAUGUCGUGGGUUAGAUCGGGAAUUACGGUUCGUAAACAAAAUGAGGCAAGGGCGAUACUGUUUAACGAAAAGUCGCCUUUGUUUCCAAAUCAUAAUAUCUACAUACCGUCGAGAGAGUACUGUAGAGUCCCGACAGGUCAUGUCGACCGUAGCUAGCCCGCUGUCGUAGAGUAGCUGGUCUUGUAACUCGUGUAAACCAAUGUUAAUGUUUCGGUUACUUUAUGAUGUAUGUUUCAAACACGUGUAAAUAUGAUUUAGAGAUUAAAUAAAUAUUUGACAACCG